GACCAAUAGCAGAGCUGACAUUUGUGUUUUGAACGAAACGCGGUUAAUGGUCGUUCAGCGCAGAUUUGUUUUUUCCUCGUUCUCGUUUACAACGCUGGUUGAAUUUGGCUGUUGACGUUUCGGAGUUGUACAGAUACAAUGUCCUCCAGGAAGUCAAGUUCCUCAGAGGAACGCUUGCCUUCCAGCAAAUAUGGAGAGCGAACCCCUCUGCGCAGUCUGGAGAAUGAAAUGCUGCACCUGUCAACUCCAUCAUCCGGACUGAAGUUGAGUGCGGAUGCUGUGAAAACGACAAAGGGUGAUGUUCCUCUCUGUGAACCAGUGCCCUACUCGCACUAUUCUCCAUCCAUCAAAGUGAUAAAAACCUGUGCUCCCACGAAUGACGUGACGACUGCUGAGGCCGAUUGUGGACUUGGAGAUGUAACAUUCAAAUCCUUCGUCUGUCCCGGGGGUGAGGUUGAGAUUUCAGGCUCUCCAGUGUGUGCAGACCAGAGCAUUGUUUUGCCUUAUGAUCAGGCCACCUCCAACACUGAAGCAGAAGAUGCAGUCAUAUCUGACAGUAUGAUAGUGCAGUCAUGUGGUGACCACAUAGAGCAUCCCUAUUACAGUCCUGAGAUGAUGGAGGCUUCCUCUGUUGACACUGAUGCAGCAUGCCUCUGGGAGAUUCCCAACACUACUCCGGCCUCUGGGAGCCUGGAUGAUAAACAUGCCCCACACGAUUCAGGAGCUUCUGAGCAUGAUUGCUGCGGAGAGAGAGAUGUUGCCUUGAAAUCCUUUGUCUGUGAUAAAAGUGAGGUGGAGACUGCAGAUGUCACCAGACCACAAGAUGACACACAGACACAGCUGGGUGAAUCUUUACAAGACAUCAGCGUAAAUUCAACUUAUUUCUCUGACUACAACCAACUGUGUCAAGCGGAACAUGCAGUUCAUCCCAACCGUGGCAGUGUAAAUGGCAUUCCUGUCAUCGCCUCCUUCUUUGAGACCUCAAAUGCUUUUGAUGAAUGUGCUAAUGAACUGAGUGAUGUAACCUUCAAAUCCUUUAACUGCACUGGGGGUGAGAUAGAAAUUUCAGAUGGCACCAAACUUGUAAAUGAGACAGUUCCUCUACCAGCCGACUACACUGUGACCAGCAGUGUGUCGUACAGUUAUAGCAUAAAUCAAAGCGUUUUUGGAGAAGACCAUGAUGUGCACAACAAUAACGAUCAUUUGGAUCACCCAUACUGUAAUGCUGAAAGUUGUUCAUCAACUUCAGGUGGCAACCUUUCCAUUGCACAGGAACCAUUGUCAUGCAGCAGGGGUGCUAUCGAUGAGGUUGAGAAGAUAAGCUUGGUGGCACCUGAAAGCCAAACUGGCAGACAAGAGGAUGUUGCACUUGGCUCUUUCAUCAAAGCUGAAGACAGGGUUGAAAAAACAAAUGACACCACGUUGUCUGGGAAGACGUCCCCUCUGCCCCAUGGGCAGGCCGUGAUCUGUCAGCCCUUGGAUGACAACACUUUGCAUGCUUCUGUUACACAGCAUCAAAUCCAAGGUGACUGUGGAUCACCAAACUGUCAUAUGGAAAACGAUGAAAUUGAUUUAAAUACUCACCCACCACCUUUAAACACUUCUUUGCUGACUAACACAUUGUUAAACCCUUUGGUUAAUGAAUCCGCCGACUGUGAGGUGCAAGAAACAUCUAAGCACGCGAUGCAUCCUGAAGACAGUGCGUUGCCUUCGAUGCUUCACAAAACAGAGUUUUCUGACAGCAGCAAAUUUGUGGAGAAACCCGCCCCUGUAGAAGGGCAGCAGCACCUGGCACACGUCUCUCAAGUGCAUUUAAGCAGUGGACCGCGUGAAUCCAGUGAGGCAAAAGACAGUGCCCUGGGCUCUUCGGAGAAUGGACCUGUUCUUUGUAACUCUACAGAAACACUUCAUGCUGAGAUCCUCCCCAAUGUUUUGAGAGCUCUGUCCGAGUGUCCCUCGCUUGCAUCAGCUUUGCAGUUUGGAAUCUUCAGUCCUGUUGCUAGGAGAACCUCUCCCCCCGCAUUAAAGGCUCAUAAUGAUCCUGCUCAAGACCAUUUCUUUGCUGACGACUCUGCUUUCGAUGGUGAAAAGAGCUUGGUGGCUCCUGCUGACCCCUCUGGAUUAUGGGCAGAGAACUUGGAGAGCCCCAUGCCACGCCCUCUGUUCAACUCUACCACACUGGCCUGCAAGUCCCAGACAGGCCCAGUCCCCGAGCAGGAAAAGGGUUUGGGGAUUAAGCCCUGUGCGAUGCCUCAGUCAGAGUUAGAAAAGCCGGUUCUGGAUUUCCCGAUGAUUCCAGAUGGACCCCUUCAGCAGCAGCUCCGUCAGAUGGCAGAGUUCCUCAUCUUGGCAUCUGGAAAGAUGGGUCCUGCUGGUGUCUUUGCACCUGCUCCACCCCCUGCGGCCAUCACAGUACCAUCAGUGCCAUCUCCUGCAGAAUCUCACAGUGUUUGUGUGGGCACCACUGCUGUGGAAAUGGUGGACCACAGCCUCAACACAUCUGGCCAGUUUGAGAGAAAGAGGAAUUUCACUCUGGUGGAUUCCUGCACUCUAACCGACCCUCUCCUGUGGAACGUACCUCCAGGGAGCCUAGAGUGCCUCCCUAGACAAGAGCUGGAGCAAAGGUUGAGGUCAAGCAUGAUCAUGGUGGAGGCCCUGGUGCAGCAGUUGGCUGCAGCCAGAACACAGAGCUGUGACUCCGCAGGCCCUGCACCUUCAGAGCUCAGGGAGAAACUAGUGCAGACAGACCACACUGAACUCAGUCAGACCACAAUGUACCGAGACCUUUAUAUGGAGGCUCUGAGCAGGAUUAGUGAGUUGGAGCGGGAUGGAAGUUCGGUGCAGAACCUCAUUCAGUGUAUGCAGGACAUGAGGGUCACCAUGACUUCUUUGACUAGUGACACGGAUGCUGCUCUCUCUAACAUGAAAGAAAUGGGAGACGUUGUCAGAGACGACCAUCAAAGCCUUGUUUCACAUUACGGUCAGAUGAAGGCUCUGUUCGAGAAAACAAAGGAGACUCAAACACGAAGGAUGCAGAAGGUCAAAGAUGCUCUUCACCAGAGAAAUGAAAUGAGGACACAGAUGGAGGAGGCCUUCACAGCCAAGGAGGCGGCCUUCAGUGCGAUGGAGCAGCUGAGGACGCACUGUGCCGCAGAAAUGUCAGAGCUAGAGAAGAGUGUGGGGUCACAGCAAGAACUCCUCGAUGCCCUCAACCAGGCCUACCCAGAGCAGGUUGCAUUAAACCAGGUCUACACUGAAACACUGAACACUGCUUCCAACCUUUUGUCCGAAACCAUGGAGGAGCAGUCGAGUUUGAUGAAAGAACUCUGCACAUUGCGAUCUCUUCUGCAGAAAACUUCUCCCAUGCUUCUGAAGCUGAACGACAAGACAGCAACUGCUUUGAGAGAGAGAGACGAGCAUAUUUCUGCAAGAGACCAAGCUGUGGAAGACAGAGAGCAGAUUGAAGAAGAUUUGAACCAAACUAAUUUGAAUCUCCAAACUGCCAGAGAACAGAUUGGUGAUUUAAAUCUGCAGGUGACAAUUUUGUCCUCAGAGAUGGGUGUGCUGCGUCAGAAGCUCACAGAGAGAGACGAGGAGAGGGGUCAGCUGGAGAGGAAGGUGACCGAAUUGUCUGCCACAGUUUCCUCAACGUUGGCCUCCUACACCUUCUUGGAGCAGGCUCUUACUUCUGAGACAACAAAAUUGCAGCAGUCAUGGAAGGACGUCCAGCAAGCAAAGGACAGAGCAAAUGAGUUGGAGACGUCACUGGACCACUCGGAGCAGCGUGUGUCUGAGUUGAGUCGGGCUCUGGCUCAAAGUGAGGAGCAGCUCGGUCAGCUGCAGAGCCUCUCGGAAGCUCAGAAAAUUCAGCUCCGGCAGCUCCAGGAUGUCCGCACACAACUCGGUGGCGUCCGCGAAAUGAACGAGUUCUUACAGAUGGAGAAUGAGCUGGCGAGGGAGCAGGUGGUUGAAAGUGAGGGUUUACUGAGGGCCAACCUGCAGGGACUCAGAGAAAGGAACAUCCAUUGUGAGGACCUGAAAGGAGAACUCGACCAGCUUCAGCUUGAGAACAGAAGUUUGCAGGAGCAGCUGAAAACCACAAGAUCCAGAGCCAGUGAAACGCAGCUGGAGCUCGAAGAGAAACUGGCUCAGACAGUCACUGAAAUCACUCUGCUGCAUCACACACUGCGAGGACUGACCAAUGAGCUACACGCAGCUCUCAGCGACAAGAGAGCACAACCACAGAAGGACAAAGAGUCUCAACCAGUCCACCACAUGGAGCGUCGUCACCCCUCCAGCUCGUUUGUCGACAGCAUCAUGGUUGCAUUAACUACCGAGAAGGAGGAGGACGAUGAAUCAGAAUCACCUCGUGAAUCAGACAUGGCCGAGCCGCAGUGUGAAACUCUGUUCAGUGAGAAGAGCGCCUUCACCCGCAUUGCAGCCGACAUCCCUAAGACGCAUUUGAACGCCGUCGAGUUGGAACCAAGGGAGGACGACGAUCAGAGCAGCGUGGCGGAGCUGCUGGCAGACCUGGGCGGCACCGUCACAGAGCUCAUCGGCACCAUGAGGCUGGUGCAGCAGCGCAAAGACACUGAGCUGGAGGAGCUGCACAACACCAUCUGUGGCCUGCAGGAGGAGCAGCAGGCUGCAAACGACAAACACGAGGCUGAAGUGUAUGAGCUUCAGCAUCAACUUGGCCGUCUACACAUCCUGGUUGAGAGAGGCAACCAGGCGUUGCAGCAGAAAGCCCAGGACGAGAAAACUGUGGCAAAGUUGUCGGGAGAAAUACGAGAUGUCCAGGAAAUUCUAAAUAAGCACAGGACUGACAAUAACGAAUUGCGGAAGGAGGUGGUUGACCUUCGUCGCUCUCUCCAGCAGGCGAAUGUGGAGUCUCAGUUCCUGCGUGAGGAGUUGAGAAAAGUCGGUGGGGCGUCUGCUAACCCAGCACAUUUCAUGGAAGAGAAGAUUCGGUUAUUGAGAGAGGUGGAGAGACUGAAGUUGAGUCUGCAGGAGGCGGAGCAGGCCCGGGUGAAACUCCUUGAAAGAGCAAAGAGACAUCAAAUUAUCCAUCAGAGCAACCAGCAGAAAAGUGAGAAUGAACUUCAGAUGUUAAACAACAUGAUCAAUAAAGUCAGAGAGACCCUGCUGUCUUUGCCAGACAUUGUGAAGAAUUGUGAACAACUCCAACAGCUUGUUGGAUACAUUGGCUGAUGUGUUUGUUAUUUUAACCUAUGUUUAUUUUAUUUUUGUCCGUGUUAUGUUUAAGCUUGUUCUGGCUUUAAGUGUUGAUAUUUUGAGUGUAAUUAAAUUUUUGUCUUAUGAUCUUA
Scophthalmus maximus (turbot) is the source of this 5327-nucleotide messenger RNA. RefSeq names its product sperm associated antigen 5 (gene spag5). The transcript has 25 exons. Lineage: Eukaryota; Metazoa; Chordata; Actinopteri; Pleuronectiformes; Scophthalmidae. The record is from RefSeq and is a predicted model, not a curated record. The coding region runs from base 139 to 5211 and encodes 1690 amino acids. Gene Ontology annotation, biological process: regulation of attachment of spindle microtubules to kinetochore; cell division.